AUGAGUAAUACUAAAGAACUAAUAUAUACUUUUUUUAAAAUAAUUAUUAUUAAUUAUAAUUUACCUAAGGAAAUAGUUUUUAAUAAAAAUAAGCUAUUUACUACUAAAUUUUAA
Molecule: messenger RNA, 114 nt
Organism: Colletotrichum orchidophilum
Lineage: Eukaryota; Fungi; Ascomycota; Sordariomycetes; Glomerellales; Glomerellaceae
Exons: 1
Coding region: 1-114 (37 amino acids)
Source: RefSeq, a predicted model, not a curated record